GUUACGGACAAAAAGUAGUUGCUACUAAUCCGUGCGGAGAACAACCGCUUGCUCCUUAUUCGGUUUGUAAUUUAAGUGCUGUCAAUUUGGCCUCUUUUGUGGAUAAAAAGACCUCGCAAAUCAAGUGGGAUGAAUUGCGAGAAACGGUGGAAAAUUGUAUUCGGUUCCAAGAUAAUAUUAUUGACGCCAGUUAUUAUUUUCUAGAAAAAAAUACUAUUCAGGCCCAAGGAGAAAGAAGAAUUGGUCUAGGGGUCAUGGGAUUACAUGAUUUUUUGAUUUAUGCGGGUUUAAGAUACGGCUCGCCAAAGGCUAAUUUACUAGUAGACAAAUUGUUUGAGACCAUUUGCCGAACCGCUUAUGAGACUUCAAUCGCACUAGCCCAGGAAAAAGGCUCUUUUCCUUUUCUGACUGAUAAAAAUAAUUUAGUGGAAAAAUCGGCUUUCAUUCGCUCUUUGCCAAGUGACAUUCAAGAAAAAAUUAGAAAAUAUGGUCUGCGAAAUUCCCAUUUAUUAACUGUGGCUCCGACGGGUAGCACCGGGACUUUGGUGGGGGUUUCUACAGGUUUAGAGCCUUAUUUUGCUUUUUCUCAUUAUCGUUCGGGAAGGCUGGGAAAAUGA
Messenger RNA from Racocetra persica, 617 nucleotides. The record is from the annotation of a GenBank genome assembly. NCBI's taxonomy places the organism in Eukaryota, Fungi, Glomeromycota, Glomeromycetes, Diversisporales, Gigasporaceae.